AUGGAGGUCAACCUUUCCUCCCUUUCACGUCAAAUUGAGACAAUAAGUAAGCUUCCUCCUGAAGAAGUAUCGGAAGCUCUAAGCCCCGAUGCCGCGAGGGAACUACGACGGAAUCUGAACAGACUGAGCGUCGCUUUGGAGAGUCCCGGGGAUAUUGUUGACCGUAUCGUGUACUCUCCCCUAGACUUGGUCGCGAUCCGCCUUGCUGUUGAUCUUGGUAUAUUCAAGAUCUUGGCUGACAGCCAGGAACCGAAGAGUAUUCAACAACUGGCAGGGGCGACCGGGGCAGACGCAACGCUGCUAGGCCGAAUUAUUAGAUUACUAGCCAGCAUUGACGCAGUUGCAGAGGCAGGUCCAGAAACAUAUGUGGCGACAAAGAUCUCAAGGGCCUUUACCACGGCGAAAGGUAUCUCUGGCGCAGGAUUCUUCAUAGACUGUCUUGUGCACGCUUGGGCCAGCCUUCCUGCUACCCUAGCCAAAUCAAAUUACCAGAACCCUACAGACCAUCUCCACACCGGGCUCCAAGUCGGCUUGCGAACCGACAUGCACGCGUUCGAAUGGUGGUCCAACCAUCCCAAAGUCUUCAACGACUUCAAUAUCUUCAUGACUGCCCAGCGCGAGGGGCGCGCUUAUUGGCUCGACUUCUACCCGUUCGAGCAGAAGCUGUUAGCCGAACCUCGUGACAGUGAGCACGAAAUCCUCUUCGUCGAUGUCGGCGGAGCGCUUGGGAGUGAGAUCAGAGAGCUACGGAAGCGAUAUCCGGCGUUGAAGGGUCGGAUGAUUCUUCAGGACCGGCAACAAACAAUCGAUCACGUCUCAGCGGACUCUGGAAUGGAGGCGAUGGUGCACGAUUUCUUCACGCCACAGCCUGUUACUGGCGCACGAUUCUACUACCUCCGCAACAUUCUCCACGACUGGCCUGAGCCCCUCGCACGCCUCAUCCUCCAACAUACUAGCUCGGCCAUGACACCCGGCACGUCUAGGCUACUCAUCAACGAACUCGUCGUUCCGCUCCGAGGCGGUGGACCUUUCCCACCGCACUCGGAUUUCAACAUGAUGUCAAUCGUCGCCGGGAUGGAGAGAACGGAAGCUCAGUGGAAGGAGCUACUUGGGAGUGUCGGACUGGAGAUUCAGGAGAUCUGGACAGGGGACGGGGAGACCGAGAGCAUCAUUGAGGCUGUUGCCGCUGUUCGGGAUGGGACGAGACCUUGA
Molecule: messenger RNA, 1212 nt
Organism: Letharia lupina
Lineage: Eukaryota; Fungi; Ascomycota; Lecanoromycetes; Lecanorales; Parmeliaceae
Exons: 4
Coding region: 1-1212 (403 amino acids)
Molecular function (GO): O-methyltransferase activity
Source: RefSeq, a predicted model, not a curated record